Messenger RNA from Somion occarium, 2246 nucleotides. The record is from the annotation of a GenBank genome assembly. Lineage: Eukaryota; Fungi; Basidiomycota; Agaricomycetes; Polyporales; Cerrenaceae.
GCCCCGGCAAGGCGAAGUUUGAGGCGGAGCGACGAUGUUCCUUCCCCACCAAUAUGCCCUUGUGUAUUCCUACCUAAGCAUCGCAUGCAACCUACGCUUGCUAACACCGAUCAUCUUCGUGAUGUGGUCGAAGAUUUUGCCCGCGGUAAUGCGCGGAUAUCAUGUUCCUAGAGGUGUCGCAUUGCUUACUCCCACUUCUGACAUGAUACGCUGGAGUACUGCAUCCAGUGAGUAGAAAUAGGACCCAGAUAGCAGAUGGUCCACAUCUCCCCGUCAGGUAACCAUGCAAGAAAAACCCGCUAGGAACCCGAUUCACAGCGGUAAAUAAUAAUAGUAUCCCAACAGAGAACAAGUAGCAUGAUGGGGUUACAUCAGGAGGGAAAUGCAGUCUCCAAAUUUAGUUUCCUGCGUUAUCAAACUGAUCGAGGCAUAUAAUGAAAUUCCAAGAAGGAAACUUUGAAAAGGGAGUUACUGCAAUCGGAUUUCAUCGCGUCCAUGCUAAUUGCCCUGCAGCAUGCGAUCGCUAUACAUUACACCUUCAAGCGACGCAAAGUUCAACACGUUCCUAGCUAUUCUGCACCGCUUAUGGGCGUUUACAGAUCCAGACGAAUGAGGAAAUGCGGAAGCUGAUGGGAAAACGGUCUAAUUCGGCCGCUCGUGCAUUUCUUUUUAUAACCAGUGAAGAACGGAGGCAGUUUGCCCUCAUUCUUCUUUGGUCCACGGUUUGCGCGUGUCAGCAGCACCUUACACCCAUACCGCCAUGUUGUCUUCAUCUCUCAUCGCUCUUUCGCUGUCUCUUUUGGUUUCUGGCCAGACCUACAGUGCAACAUAUCUACCUUCGAACGCGCCCAAGACCUCGGAGAAGGGUCAGUCGGGAACCAACCAGUGUGGAUCUGGUCAUAACCAGAAUUCCACCUGCCAGAACCUCUACAUCAACUCUGUGGAUGACUUCUGUCUCUUCGCGCCGCCUGAGCCAGGUCCUGGCUCUACGGUAGGCAACACCGAGCGUAUCGAGGUUGCAUGGUGUAUCAAGGAUGGCUAUGGCACCCGGCUCAUUCCUGACGGCACCAUCCAGGGCGCACAUUUCGUGCAGACGCCGGACUAUGUUCAGGUUACUGGCGUUGGCGAUUUCACGAAGAUCAACAUUCCUAAGGGUGAUACUGGAGGCGAGCUUGACCCUCACGGUGCUGACGGGAAUGGUAACCCUAUUGGCGGUUUGGUAUUCUCGAGCGCGUUCGGUCAACUCACUCAGAUUCACGAAUGGACGAACUUCAUGUCUGACAGCGAGUUCUGUAUCCGUGCUUGCAAGGACGGUCCGCGUGCACCUGCAUUGUGCGAGCAUAUCUAUGACGUCAUGGGUUGCGCUUGGAACAUGCCCGGCAACUACGCCCCUGGCACUUUCGAAAAGUGUGCUGCUGACACUGGUGAACCUAUGGGUGUUUACGGCGCUUCGACAUUCCACCAGGGUGAUCCUGUCACUCCUGCGCCCCACCCUGCGCCCAGUUCAUCUCAAUGUUCGACGUUGACGAGUAUCGGAAACAACCUCGCUGCCAGCUCGGCUGCUUCAUCCGGUGCCUCGUCUGCCACGAGCGUAAGUAGUUCGUCGUCUGCAUCUGUCACAGGCUCGUCUUCGUCCUCGUCCUCGGUGUCGGGGUCAAGUGGUUCUUCUGUGGCUCCAGGGUCUGGAACUGGAUCAGGAUCGACCCCUGCACCGACCUCUGGUGCCGGGGCUACCUCGUCUUCAAGCUCUCAUUCCGGAAGCACCACUCCUGCACCUACAGGUGGCGCCGAAAGCAGCGCAGCCUCUAUUCUCCACUCUACUCCUGCCAGCUUCACCCUCAUCUUUGCUGCCAUUAUUGGUGCACUCAUGUUGUAAUUAAUGACCUCACGACCGGACAAUUUUUCUCUUUUUGUUUGGGUUUAGGUUGCUCCAAUUUUGAUUCGGACGCUUGAACUUUAAUCAUACUACCCUUCUUGAAACAGACUUUUCCCCCACUACCCUCCCCACAUAACAGGACCGUGACACAUAUAUACUAGCGGAUUUGUUGUACGUAGGUUGAAGUACCCUAUGUUGCUUUAUACCUAGUUCCUGAAUGUCUCCUACGGUAGUAUACCUUUGUAUGUAGAUACCAUUGGUCACGCUCCUCUUCCUGUCUUUACUGCGAGUUUAAAACAAGGCCUUACUAGAGUGUCCACCACCUUUUUUCCUCCGAGGUUAAGUCUAAUUCGACAUUUGCAUCAAUUCC